This is a messenger RNA of Zophobas morio, 1952 nucleotides long. Its product is annotated as zinc finger protein 501-like. The record is from RefSeq and is a predicted model, not a curated record. Gene Ontology annotation, biological process: regulation of gene expression. Gene Ontology annotation, molecular function: zinc ion binding. Lineage: Eukaryota; Metazoa; Arthropoda; Insecta; Coleoptera; Tenebrionidae. Gene Ontology annotation, cellular component: nucleus. The transcript has 4 exons. Bases 28 to 1614 code for a protein of 528 amino acids.
GCGACGUGUAAGCGUACCUUUAUUUAUAUGAGCGUGUGUGAGAAAGAGAUUGACAUUGACAUUUCCCUUAUUAUUGGUUAUUAUAAUGUGACGUUUGACACCAUUGACGCCUCCUAUUUCAUGUCAACAAUAAUAAUGAAUAAUUUCGAUAUAAAUAAUACCAGUCUAGAAAGAAUGUGCAGAGCAUGUUUAUCGGAAGAUAACGAGGCAAUGUCGUAUUUAGAUUCAGAAUUAAAAGACAUGUUUUUAUUUUGUACAUCACUAGAGUUCGAUAUUGACGAUAAACUGCCACAAUCCAUUUGUAUUAAGUGUAAAAACCUACUAAUAAGUGCCCACUCGUUUAAAAACGUUUGUGUUAAAUCUAAUAACAUAUUACGACAGCAUCUCCUUAACCCUUAUGAAAUUGACGAUUUGGACCUAAAGCUCGACGAAUUGUUUAAAAUUGAUUUCACGGAAAAUAACUGCGACGACCCCAAAACGGAUGUGUCUGAGGAUUGCCCGAAAGUGGAGGAAUCUCAUCAUCAAAGGAAAGGUCGAAAAUCGAGUAAAAAGUUUAGCUUUCAUUGUGAUAUUUGUUCAGAAGGUUUUAACUUAGAGGAUGAUCUGAUAUUACAUAAAGUAGCUCAUCCGAAAGACGGUGUUCCAAAGUGUACAAUUUGUGAUAAAGCAUUUAAUAGUUUGAAAGUUUUAAAACGUCACGUUCGGAUACAUUUCAAAUCAAAACCUUUUAAAUGUGAACUUUGUUCACAUACGUUUACAGAAUCUGGUAGUUUAACUAGACAUUUAAGGAAACAUCGGGGUGAAAAGCGUCAUUUAUGUACUGUUUGUGGUAAAGGAUUUUAUGAGGCAAAUGUUUUGGCUGUCCAUAUGAGGACUCACACAGGAGAAAAACCUAUUAAAUGUGAUAUAUGUGGAAAAAGGUUUUCGGAUCCUAAUGGAUUAAGAUCUCAUAGUAAAUCACAUUCUGGUGAGAAAAAAUAUGUGUGUAAAAUUUGUGAUAAAUGUUUCUCUCAUUCGUUUGUAUUAAAAAAACAUCUUCGAAUACACAGUGGGGAAAGACCUUACCUAUGUCCUGUUUGUGGUAAAUCAUUCACACAGAGUCACUAUGUAUCCAUACACAUGAGACAACAUACAGGAGAAUUACCAUACGUGUGUUCAAUUUGCAAGAAAAGGUUUGCCCAAAAUAGUCAACUAGAAAUGCAUUUAAGAGUACACACUGGAUAUAAACCAUAUAUUUGUAGUGUAUGCGGGAAAGCAUGUGCAAGAUCUGGAGAUUUAGUUACCCAUAUGAGAACACAUACAGGCGAGAAACCGUUUAGCUGUGCAGUGUGUUUUAAAAGUUAUACCACAUCCAGCCACUUAAAAGUGCAUAUGAGAAGCCACAAUGGCGAAAGAACGCAUGUUUGCAGUUUUUGUGGUAAAAGUUUUACAGAAAGUCAAGGAUUAAAAGCUCAUAUUAGGACCCACACUGGUGAAAAACCUUAUGUUUGUAUGGUUUGUGGUCAUGCAUUUGCCCAAUCAGGCGCUUUAGCAACACACAGAAAAAUUCAUCAAAAUGAAAGCACUGCCAAGAGGAAUCAUGAUAUCAAAACAGAGAAUAAUGGCCUUUUCUAGCAUUUGUUUUAGCGUUUUUUUACUAUAGUGUGUAUUAGUUGAUAUUGGUAUGGCAUUAUUAGUUUUUAGAUUUAUUUACAAUUUAUUUCUUAACAAGAAAGAUAGAAAUAAUAUUAAAAUUCCAAAAGUGACUAUGACAAUUGAUACAAAUUAUUGUAUUUGAAAUGGCGAAUAAUUGUAACAGAGUUGUAUCUGAUAAAAUGAUUCAAGGUUUGUGGCAUAAUUAAAUAUGUGUGAUUUUAUUCAUGUACAUAUGUAUGAGUAAAUUUACUUAUUUAUCGUGUUAACAAAACUGUCAGUUUAAUUUGGUGUUGAAUAAAUGUGGCUGUGAAUGUUAA